Anopheles gambiae (African malaria mosquito) is the source of this 3441-nucleotide messenger RNA. Its product is annotated as SANT and BTB domain regulator of class switch recombination. Lineage: Eukaryota; Metazoa; Arthropoda; Insecta; Diptera; Culicidae. Bases 500 to 2938 code for a protein of 812 amino acids. The record is from RefSeq and is a predicted model, not a curated record. The transcript is spliced from 3 exons.
ACUCAUGAAAUAAAUUUAAGUAACUGCUUCUUCUUACGUUGAGCGAUGGGUUUUGUCCUCCUAUUUUCCUAUUUUGUUUCAACGUUUGCACACACCCGCCUACAGCCGUUUAAGAAAAUUAUUUGUAUUCAGUAGAUAUUGUUGCAAAAAAUAAUUUACAAUUCAAUAUAAUGAUUUUAACAUUUUCUACUCAUUAAAAGCAUGCGCAUAUUUAUUUACUAUUUAUUAUUGAACAGAUAUCGCAUGUUUACCACUCCCAGAGCAGCAUUUCCCCACCUAUGGCGAAGAAUGGUCCGCCGUUGUCAAUAGCAACCCACAAUAAAUAGAAUUUUCAUUCUCCAAAGUUGAAAGAUUUUUGAUCGCAGUUAGUUUUGUUUCAUACCAAUAGACGUAAUAACCCAAAAUACCCUCUCUGUAACUUCAAAAUUUUGUAUUCGAAAAGUUGAAAAAAGUGAUUAAAACGUUUCAAAAAAGGAAAAGUACGAUAAAGCCUGCCAGCAUGUCGGAAUCCAACGCACCAGAGUCAACCGAAUCAAUUUCCAUGCAUGAUUUUCUGGAGUUUCUGAAUGUAACGUGCCAAGUGAACGACUCGUUCAACAGUAGCAAGAAAAAUCCUCCCACCUUCGACUACAACCAACUGGCACGUAAUGAGCUGGUCAACAGUAUACAGCAAAACUCCCGUACGACCGGCGGAGGAAAACCGAUCGAACAUUCAUCAACAAUUUCCCCCGCCAAAUCCAUCACUGGAACGACAGGUGGCAAAAAGGACACCAAGCUGGAUGAUACCUCCUCCUCGCUGAGCACACGAUCGCCAGCGGAAAAGAAAUUACCGUCUAAAAAACGCACCAUUUCACAAAAAUCUCAAAAAAGUAAGCCCGAAACGGUCGAGGUACCGAAAAAUCGUCUGGAAGCUAUUUUGAACGAAAAAUUAGACGAAGUCCUUAACGAAGGCAUACUAGAUUCGGUAUUGCCCUUCAUUUGUCCGUCGAAUGGAUCCGGAUAUCAUCAUAAGAAUGGGACAGGACAGAAAUUAAAUGGCAACAACCCUCUGGGAGUGCAAUCGAUGAAUGCGUCCGCUUCGAUCGGGGUUGGUUGUUCCAGUGGUGGGAAAUCGGCUGCAAGUGGUGCCUCCUCGCCUGACACGCAAAGCGGCAGUAGCAGUAAAAAGUCUACGCUUUCCGCUGUGGGAGAUGUUUCACAAAACUUUCUCAUCGCUAGCAGCUCUACCAAAACAGGCGUACGGAGAAAAUCAUCGAUCGCACAGAUAGCCAUUCCAGACAGCCGUGCAGAACCGGAAGUCGUUAUUCACGUUUGUGACGAGGUGAAAGGAUCGUCCAGGGAUUUUUCCUGUCCCCAGAAAUUGCUCAUUACCAAGAUGGGCUACUUUGCGGACGUGACUGCCGGUCAGCGACUUGAGGAUAUGGACAUUUCGGUGCAUUGCGAUCUGCAAAUUUUCGAAUGGCUCAUGAAGUGGGUUAAAAAAGAAUCGAUGGCCACGGAUGAAUGGCCAGCUUUAGAUCCUACCAACGUAAUUCCAAUACUGGUAUCGGCUAGCUUCCUGCAGAUGGAACCGUUGCUGCUCGAUUGCCUUUCGUUCUGUCACGCUCGACUUAACGAAGUCGUGAAGGCUUCCGCAAAUCUGGCCUGCCUGAACGACAGUAUCAUCACGCGGCUAGCGGCCAUGUUUACUAAUCUCGAGUUAGAGGUAGUAAAGGAUAAGAAAGAUCGCAUUGCACCGCGUCUCUGGACCAAACUGAUCCAAAGUCUGUGCGACAUUGAACCACAGGCGCUGCGUGGUCACUACGCAACGCUGGUCGGCAUGUUCCGGUGUUUAAAGUGCGGUAAGUUUCUUACGCAAACGGUCAGCACAUACAUUCACUGUCUGCCGCAGAACUUUCGAUUGAAUCGUUGGGGCCAGCUGAUCAGUGCACAUGUGAAGGAUCCCUCUUGGAACAUUACCAACUAUGUGUCCAGCUUGCAUAAAGAGUUGCGCUCCUGGCGGAAGGUUUAUUGGCGUCUCUGGGGACAUUGCCAUUUCCUGUACUGCUCGAUAUGUGACACCCACUUCCCGGUGAGCCAGAUGAUGUGGUGCCAGUAUCAUCCCGAGCAACCGCAAUUCCUUGGCCCAGCGGCAGAGGGCCGUGUGGCGGGCCCUGCUGGACGUUAUCCAUGUUGUGGAAAGCAAGCCUACCGGUACGAAGCAUUGCCAGGACCUUCGGGUUGCCAGUUUCGUGAACAUACCGUACAGGUGGACACCGACCGUGAUCGCGCAGUUUUGCAGCUUGCCCUGCACGCCUCCGAAGGUGGCUGCCUUUACGAACAGCCACCCUUUAAGCCGCCAAACACGUCCGCCGAUCCCUGGUGGAGCGGAAUUGGCAUACUUCCGCAUCGCUCCCGCCAGGGACUACUGCCCACGUUCCACGUGGACGGCGAUGCAAUGGUCAAUCACCAUCACCACCAUCGCUCCAAUCGCCAGAUGUCCCAGUCGGUAAUGGAUACGGAAAGUGAAUCGGACUCGGAUGAGUACGACAAAUCCGGCACUAAUCAGAGCCGCAGCACUAGCAGCAGCUCCGACGGUGAGGAAUCGGAGUACAGCAGUCCUCCAUCGUUUCAACAUCAGCAGCAGCAGCAACAGCAAGCACACCAACACCCACAGCAGCCAAAGGAUGCCAAGCGAAAGUUGAAACUAUCGUACGGCAGGCACUGGGCGGGAGACAUGUCCGCGCGCAGCAAUCAGGACAACCAGCGAGAAUUUGAGGAACGCGCCAUGAAACAGAUCAUUUCGAUGGUUGGCAAGCGGACAGGCGGUGAGCAAUAUUCACAAUACCAGACUUACCAGCAAGGUGGAACGUACAUUAAGCUCGAAACCGAUUGGCGAGAGUCGAUAAAGCAAAAAAACCUUGCUAGUCUUAAGGUAAAAUCGAACGGAACGAAAUGAUUGCUAUUAAUAGAUUUACGUGAUAAAUCCUUAGAAAAAUCGUACUAACUUAACUCUGGCACGGUAGAAAAGUGGUAGAUUUGAAACGAUCUUUUUUGUUUUACUUUAUUUGCAGCCAUAAUAAUUUCUCUUUGCCAAGUAUUUUCUUUACGAACGGAAUGGAAUGAGCGAAUAACUCAGUUGCUGCUAACUUGUUUUCAAAAGAGUCGAGCUUUGUGUGUUGUUGGAUUGGUUUAUUUCUUUUUCUACCAAACGUGUGCACUAGGUUUCUGUACAACCCCAGGAAGGAUUACGGCAUUGAAAAAGUGUUUUUAGCUUUAUCGAUUUUCAUUCACAGUUCUCUUUACUGUGCUCCUUUCCAUACGUUCAUACUAACAACCACUAAUAGUUAUCUUUGCACCAACGCAAUAUAAUUUAAGCUGUCUUUUCACGUUGUAAGCCAUGUAUUGCUCAUUUGCUUGGUUUCGAUCCAUUCUUUUAUGAUAGUAUAGUAUACAUACAUU